CUGAUUGGACAGUUGGUGGCCGAGAAGGUGGGCCACGCGUUGGACGAGGGCUUGAAAGUGAUCGCAUGUAUCGGCGAACUGUUGGCCGAGAGAGAGGCCGGAAAGACAACGGAUGUCGUGUUCAGACAGACUCAAGCCAUCGCUGCUCAAGUGAAGGACUGGAGUCGUGUGGUGUUGGCGUACGAACCCGUGUGGGCCAUCGGCACCGGCGUGACGGCCACACCAGCCCAGGCACAGGAGGUGCACAAACAGCUGAGGGAAUGGGUGAAGACGAAUGUGUCGGCAGAAGUGGCCGACAACUUGCGCAUCAUUUACGGCGGAUCCGUGACGGGCGGCAACGCCAAGGAGUUGGCACAGGAGGCCGACGUCGACGGCUUCCUCGUAGGCGGCGCUUCACUCAAACCAGAGUUCGUCCAAAUAGUGAACGCAAAGGUCUAAAACCAUUGGCGACACAAAUAAUCGUUUAUUUUAUAAUUUAAAUCAAAUAAAUUUAUGUUUAUUAGGGUUUUACUGAUUAUAUUAUACUAAUUAUUAUAAAUGCAAUUGUUUUAGUCUAUUAUAGGUUUAGGUUUUACAAUGAAUUGAUUGUUGUGUCAAAUGUUCACUCAACGGAACAUUGAAUAGAGUUUAUUGUAUGGAGUCUUAUGUAUCUCUUAAAGCUUUGGUUAUUUUGUCGGAAAAGUAUAUUAAAAAUAAAAAAGUAUAUCCAUAUUUCAGACA
This is a messenger RNA of Oppiella nova, 720 nucleotides long. The record is from the annotation of a GenBank genome assembly. Lineage: Eukaryota; Metazoa; Arthropoda; Arachnida; Sarcoptiformes; Oppiidae.